AUGGCCUCGCUCCCCGCAGCCACGAACUGGACCACCAGUGCGGGAACAGCGGGUGCGGACUCUGGGAAUCUGAGCGUAGCGCUCCAGCCUGGGGCAGCCGCGGGGGCGGCUGAGCAGUGGCUGCAACUGCUGGUCCAAGCUGGCAAUCUCUCUGCUUCCUCCACGCUGGGACUGGCCGCGGCUUCCCCGGAGCCUUCGCAGCCCCGGGCCAACCUCACCAACCAGUUCGUGCAGCCAUCCUGGCGCAUCGCGCUCUGGUCCUUAGCGUAUGGCGUGGUGGUGGCCGUGGCGGUCUUUGGGAAUCUCAUUGUCAUCUGGAUCAUCCUGGCCCACAAGCGCAUGAGGACCGUCACCAACUACUUCCUCGUGAACUUGGCUUUCUCCGAUGCCUCUAUGGCAGCCUUCAACACCUUGGUCAACUUCAUUUAUGCGCUUCACAGCGAGUGGUACUUCGGCGCCAACUACUGUCGCUUCCAGAACUUCUUUCCCAUCACAGCGGUGUUCGCCAGCAUCUACUCUAUGACGGCCAUUGCGGUGGACAGGUAUAUGGCCAUUAUUGAUCCCUUGAAACCCAGACUCUCUGCCACAGCAACCAAGAUUGUCAUUGGAGGUAUCUGGAUUCUAGCAUUUCUACUUGCCUUCCCUCAGUGUCUUUACUCCAAAAUCAAAGUCAUGCCAGGCCGUACUCUUUGCUAUGUGCAAUGGCCAGAAGGUCCCAAACAACACUUCACUUACCAUAUUAUUGUUAUUAUACUGGUGUACUGUUUCCCAUUGCUUGUCAUGGGUAUCACAUACACCAUCGUUGGAAUCACUCUGUGGGGAGCGGAGAUCCCAGGGGACACCUGUGACAAGUACCAUGAGCAGCUAAAGGCUAAAAGAAAGGUUGUAAAAAUGAUGAUUAUUGUUGUGGUGACAUUUGCCGUCUGCUGGCUGCCCUAUCAUAUUUACUUCAUCCUCACUGCGAUCUAUCAACAACUAAAUAGAUGGAAAUAUAUUCAACAGGUCUACCUGGCUAGCUUUUGGCUGGCAAUGAGUUCAACCAUGUACAAUCCCAUCAUCUACUGCUGUCUGAACAAGAGAUUUCGAGCUGGCUUCAAAAGAGCAUUUCGCUGGUGUCCUUUCAUCGAAGUUUCUAGCUAUGAUGAGCUGGAGCUCAAGACCACCAGGUUUCACCCGACUCGGCAAAGCAGCCUGUACACUGUGACCAGGAUGGAGUCCAUGACAGUGGUGUUUGACCCCAAUGAUGUGGACAACGCCAAAUCCAGUCGGAAGAAGAGAGUACCUCCAAGAGAGCCAAACUUCAACGGCUGCUCCCGCAGGAAUUCCAAAUCUGCCUCCACCACAUCAAGUUUCAUAAGCUCACCCUACACCUCUGUGGAUGAAUAUUCCUAAAUCCAUUUCCUGAGCUGAAAGAGUAGGGUGUGGCCAUCAUGGUGCCACCAUAGGCCCCCAUACUCCUGAUUAUUUAUCAGCCCUGUACUACAUAUUCUCUGGAAACAGAAGGGCAAUUUUUAGGCAGCUAUGUUUCAAAUGAACAAGGUAGCAUAUAAGUGUAAAAAAGACACAAAGAUAUUUGCCCCAUCAAAAAUGAAAUGGGCUUUAAAUUUAUUACUGAAAACUGAAUUAUGUAACAGAAAAGUGUAUCUGCAAAACAUAAAGUGUUCCAUUUUUCUCAUUUAAAAACUGCAGUAUAUAUUUGUGACACUAAAGUAACACAUGAAUUUCCCAAAAGAUUAAAACAGCUUUAAAAUACGAUGUAAGUGAAUAAAAACAAAACCAGUAUAAAAGGAAACUUUUUCAUCUAUAGCUAUAAAACCGAAAAAAGCUAUAUGACUUUGGUAAAAGUUAGAUGACUCUGGUAAAAUUUUACUACCAGAAUGAUGGAAAAUCAACCUCCAAGAGUAAGAAUAAAUGAAAAUGUUUACUCAAGA
Sus scrofa (pig) is the source of this 1931-nucleotide messenger RNA. RefSeq names its product tachykinin receptor 3 (gene TACR3). Gene Ontology annotation, molecular function: tachykinin receptor activity. Gene Ontology annotation, cellular component: plasma membrane; sperm midpiece. NCBI's taxonomy places the organism in Eukaryota, Metazoa, Chordata, Mammalia, Artiodactyla, Suidae. Gene Ontology annotation, biological process: positive regulation of flagellated sperm motility; G protein-coupled receptor signaling pathway. The record is from RefSeq and is a predicted model, not a curated record.